Tricharina praecox is the source of this 1215-nucleotide messenger RNA. RefSeq names its product MEMO1 family. The transcript is spliced from 4 exons. The record is from RefSeq and is a predicted model, not a curated record. NCBI's taxonomy places the organism in Eukaryota, Fungi, Ascomycota, Pezizomycetes, Pezizales, Pyronemataceae. The coding region runs from base 138 to 1127 and encodes 329 amino acids.
CUCUAACUACCACCGUGCCACGGCACCUGGUUACCUCAUACCUUCCCCGCGCGGCACCGCAGCCCUACAACGUGCCCACUACCCACUAUCAAGCCGCCCAUCGCUCACCCACAACCACAACCAAACCCCUCGAAGCUAUGUCCACCCGCGCAGCGACCCACGCAAACUCGUGGUACACGGGCAACAAGAGCAAGCUCAACAGCCAGCUGGAGAGCUGGCUCGCCGCGGUCGGAACCUCGAUCGAGGGCGUGGGCGAGCUUCCGCCCGAUGGCGCAAGGGUCAUCAUCGCUCCGCAUGCAGGUUACUCCUACUCCGGACCUGCGGCCGCGUGGGCUUACAAGUCGCUGGAUGUCUCUACUGCGAAACGGGUAUUCAUCCUCGGCCCGUCACACCACGUGUAUCUUGACCACUGCGACCUCUCGGCGUGCAAAUACUAUGCGACGCCACUCGGCAACCUCGCCGUAGACACAGAGACUUUGCGGGAGCUGCACGAGUGCGGUGAGAACUUCGGGUGGAUGACGCAGAGCACCGACGAGGACGAGCACUCGAUCGAGAUGCAUCUGCCGUACAUCUACAAGGUCCUCGAUCUUGCGGGCAAGGUGGAUUCCGUCAAGGUGGUGCCCAUCUUGGUCGGCGCUAUCAAUACCCAGAAGGAGAAGGUGUACGGCAAAGUGCUCGCAAAGUAUCUGAAGGAUCCAGAGAACGUCUUUGUCAUUUCGUCUGACUUUUGUCACUGGGGCUCCCGUUUCUCGUACACACACUACUACACCGCGCUUCCCACGAACCCCACACCCGAGUCGCCAAGCACAAAGCUCGACCACCGCACAAGGACGCCCACAGGGCCGCACCAGAUCCACGAGUCGAUCGAGAUCCUCGACAAGCUCGGCAUGAGCACUAUCGAGACUGGUUCGCAUGAUCGGUUCGCAGAGUAUCUCCAGGCGACGCGCAAUACCAUCUGCGGACGACACCCGAUCGGCGUGAUGAUGGCGGCUAUCGAAGAGGUGGCGAAGGAAAGCGAACAGAAGGGGGGCGCGAGGUUUAAGUUUGUCAGGUAUGAACAGAGCAGCAAGGUUUGUGACCCGACGGAUAGCAGUGUUAGCUAUGCUAGUGCUUUUGCUGUGGUCUAGAUGCUGGGCGGGCAGGUGGGGGAAGAGGAUAGGUCCUCUGUAAAUCAGCGGUGGCUUGGGCUGGAAUCUCAACGACUUGAAACCCCUU